Microsporum canis CBS 113480 is the source of this 327-nucleotide messenger RNA. Its product is annotated as mitochondrial 37S ribosomal protein RSM27. The record is from RefSeq and is a predicted model, not a curated record. Gene Ontology annotation, cellular component: mitochondrion. Lineage: Eukaryota; Fungi; Ascomycota; Eurotiomycetes; Onygenales; Arthrodermataceae. Bases 1 to 327 code for a protein of 108 amino acids. The transcript is spliced from 4 exons.
AUGGCGGCUCCCAGAUCGCGGAUACUGGAUUUGCUAAAGGUCCAAUGUCGCAUCUUCUCUCACACAUUCAACCCUGAGGGUCUCCGACUAGGGAAUAAGAUCCUACGCCAACGACUACGCGGAGCUGCCCUUGCCUCAUAUUACCCCAGAAAGACCGUAUCAUUCCGGGAUCUGCAAGACGCCUAUCGGCCCAUGGGCCUGGAGACUUAUGAUCCAGAGAGAUUAUACCAUGAAGAAAUGAAUCAGAUACGGAAAUUGCGUGGAAAGGGAGCACCAAAGAAGAAACGCACAGCCGCAGAGUCCAAAUCCGCAAAGAAGAAGAGAUAA